Calliphora vicina (urban bluebottle blowfly) is the source of this 1063-nucleotide messenger RNA. RefSeq lists its product as uncharacterized. Gene Ontology annotation, molecular function: phosphatase activity. The record is from RefSeq and is a predicted model, not a curated record. Lineage: Eukaryota; Metazoa; Arthropoda; Insecta; Diptera; Calliphoridae. Bases 22 to 939 code for a protein of 305 amino acids. The transcript has 4 exons.
CGAAACAAUCAACACAUCAAAAUGUCUUGUGAAAUUCCCACAACACAAUUUCUAAAUAAUUUAACGCUGGAAGAAAAACAAGAUUUUCUCGAUUCUUUCGAUUUGGUAUUUUGUGAUUGUGAUGGUGUUAUUUGGCAAAAUUUUUAUGAUGAAAUACCUGGCUCCUCAGAUGCUGUCAAAUAUUUACGUAAUAUUGGCAAGCAAGUGGCUUUCGUUACAAAUAAUAGUAUUAUCUCAACGAAAGAUCAAUUGAGCAAAUUUGCUGGCUGCGGUUUGGAUAUUGAAGAGAACGAUUUAAUACAUCCCGCCAAAACUAUCUGUGAUUAUUUAAAAAUAGAAAAUUUUGAAGGUCUUAUUUUAUGCUUCGCCUCCAGAGUUUUUAAAGAUCAUUUGCGUGAGAAUGGAUUUCAAAUUGUAGAAGAGGAUGAACGCUUUAUAAUAAACGGCUCAUUGUCCGACCUACAUCAGGCCAUUUAUAGCAAGGAACCAGUACAUGCCGUCAUAAUCGAUGUAGAUUUCAACUUGACAGCCUGGAAGUUGAUGAGAGCACAAGUGCAUUUGAAAAAUCCCCAAUGUUUAUUUAUAGCCGGUGCUGCAGAUCCUAAAAUACCAUUUGGAGGCAAUGAACUAAUUGGACCAGGUGCUUACAUAAAAAUCGUAGAGGAGGCCAAUCAAUGUAAAGCGAAAAUAUUUGGUAAACCUGGUGUGGAAUUGGGUGAACUUUUGCUCAAAACAUUCAAUAUAGAAGAUCCACAAAGGGUGCUAAUGUUGGGUGACAGCAUGAGGAGUGACAUAGAGUUUGGUAAAAUGUGUGGUUUUCAAACGUUAUUGGUGCUAACGGGUGGAACUAAACCUGAAGAUUUGGUUGAUGUAAUUACCGAAGAAAAUAAACCUGAUUACAUACUCGAAAAACUGGCAGAUUUAAAUGAUUUAAUUUAGUUAAAAUUUAUUUACAAAAAAAACGAAAUAAUUUACUAUUACUUAUAAAAAGCAUUAAAUACUACAAAAUACAAUCAUAACUUAAACAUUACAUUUAUUCAGAUCCUUCAUAAAUUCCACAAAA